CGACGCUCGACUCGGCACUCAGCUCGUAUUUUUAGUGCUCGCGUGCGAAAUUUGGUGUCAAAGUGAAAAAAAUAAACAUUUACGUGAGAUCUACCCGCACAGUCUGACGAAACAACAACAACAACAACAACAACAAUAACAGCAGCAAGGACGAGUUGGAUCAGCCCGCUGAGAAGGAGGCGCUGCAGAAGCGGCACCAUCAGCAGCAGCAGCAGCAGCAGCAGCGGCACACGCCAAGUUCAAAAUUAACGCCUGACAAUGACAAAGGGCUCCACUGGGCGGCCAACAGCAACAACGUGGCGCCCGCCAGCAACAGCAACAAUCAAAACAACAACAGCAACGCCAGCAAUAACAACAAUCAAUGAGCGCAGCACGAGCUGGCGUCGACGCUGCACAACAACAACAACAACAGCAACAACAAUGCGAAUGAGCCGCGCCUCGUUGUACGCCUCGCUGCCGGCCUGCGGCAUAUCCUGGCUGCUGUUCGUCCUGUGUCUGCUUAGCUGCCUCUGCUGUUACACAGUUGCGCUGGAGGAGGACUGCGUGGACUUUCAGGGUAACAAGGUGAACCAUGGCAUGCUCUAUGUGCCCGGACCUGGUGUUUGUAGUCUAUGCGUUUGCUAUCAUUCCGAGCCGCUGUGGUGCAAGGCCAUUUACUGUGAUCCGCCCUACUUCUGUAAAAACUUCAGAGUAGGCGAACGAUGCUGCGAAUUCGAGUGUUUGGAUCCGCCUGGCGAGGACAAGCUUUAUCAGGAACGUAUGCGUAAACGCGCCGAGAUUCUGGCCGGGAACAGCACCGCCUGUCAAGUGCAGGUCGCACCCUUGGCCGUGUCCACCAUAAUGUUCAGCUUUCUGGGCAACAGUUUUCUCAAUUUAUAACUUGAGCAGAAAUCGCUUGAGUAACGGCGUUUAGCAAUAAGUCAGCCCGACCUCCCCAAUCCCCUACCCUACAACUCGCCACCCAGAUCUUAAGUAGAUAGUGGGAAGGUUCGUUUUUGUUAACUCUGUCCCGGAGACCAGCCAGCCCCCCCUAAAAAGCUAAACCCCAAAUGGAUACUUAUUACAAUGUAAUAACUGCAACUAACAAGAUUUAUAUAGGUGCAUUCAAAAGAUUUCAAAUAAAAAAGAAGAUACAUGUAUAUACGUAUAAAUGUAUAUAUAUAUACAUAUAUAUAUAUAUAUUUAUAUAAAUGAUAUGAUUUGGAGUAAUACAGAACAAAACAUAGGUUCUCAACUUAUAUAUGUAUGUCCCUAGUCUUAUGUAGGUACAAUAAAGCAAGCAUAUAAAGCGCAUAUAUAUAUAUAUUUAAUACAGUCCAAGCCAACCGACUUCAGAUCUGGUACAGUCGGCACACAAAAUACUAGAAAAAUACUUGAAAAAAACCAACAACAAAAAAAUAAUAAUAAUAAAAAAAAACCAAAUCACACUCAUGAAGCGAACGUAAAGACAGUCUUUAACUAGCUCCUAAGUCUAUAUAGAAUAUAGCAGAUAUUAAAAAUGGAAAAAAACAAAUAUAUAUAUAUUAAUAUAUAUAUAUACGAGUUUAUACUCAACUUGUACAUACGCGUAUAGCUGCCUAGCUUUAUAUAAUUCGGAUCAAAAACUUGUUAAUUAGUGUUUAGCUAAAUGAAUCAAGUACGAUAAUAGACAAUUAAUGAUAUAGUAUGAACUAAAAUGUGCAUUCAGCCACUGUACACGCACUUUUUAAUACACAUAUAUAUAUAUAUAUAUAUAUGCAUAUAUAUAUAUACGGCCCAACAAAUCUCGCCCCCAGUUCAAACACCUAGUGACAAUUGAUUUUUCCAAACUCGUCUUUUUUUCAUUCUUUAUUUAGAUCUUAAGAUCUUAUACUUGCAAUUCAAUAACUGUAGUAAAUUACACAUAUCAUUAAACACACACACACACACACACACACACAUACACUUGCAUAAUUAUAAUAUAUAUGCCCAAAAUCGUAUAUAUUUUGCAUUGGUGCUAAUUUUAUUGUAGGUUAAACACGAUCCAAACACACACACACACACACACACACACACAAUCGCACACAUCAUUUGAUUCCAAAUCAAAGGCCAUAUCAACUGGCUUAGCAAGCAUCGAAAGAACUCUCAAAUCUACACAGAUAACACCUUUAAGAGGACCUAACCUUAAAAACAAAAAACCUAACCUCAAAACUAAAGAAUUUUGAAUUUCAUUUGCCAGCCAAUAACAAACUUUAACAACUAAUCGAAAUCUUUAAUAAAAGUAUUUGAAUAAACAAUAACAAAAAAAAAAACUAUAACUCAAAUCCUUAAUAGCCAUUUUAAUAGCCGCAAAAAACUUCUAAAUAUAAAAGAAAUAUAAAAAAAAAAAACUUUAACUAGGGUUGAGUUUCGUUUUCAUUUUCUCCGAAUCGUAGAACUUAAGCAUUUGAAGCGUCUCUUUCGAUAUAAAAAUAGUUGAACCUGAUUUGAUUUCUAGGCAUUUCUUGCAGGACCAGACCAGCUAAAGCAAACGUCUAAUUAACUAACUAAUUAAAAUUGCAAACAUAAAGCAAAAAGUGUUAUUAACAAAAUGAUAAGAUUCAAUAAAUUAUCGAUAGCUACAGUGAACACCACAAAUAUGGGCAAUGCCUUGCGCAUUGCGUAUACACAUAUACGAUAUGCUAAGGAGUACGGCUGUGACAAUUUUUUGUUUGCCUCACACAACUGUAAAUAAUAUAUAUACAUAUAUAUACGAUAUGAAAAGCAACAAAUCAAUAUUAAUUGCAAUAUUUAAUAAUUCAAAUGACAACAAGAACAACAAAAAAUGGUAUAAAGAGGCUCACACGUAAACAAGCUUUUCUCUAGUCUAUGAAUAGCCAGGAAAAGUUAUUUAAAAAAAAAAAUUAAAAACAAAUUAAGAAUAAAACUCAUUUACGGCUAUGUCGUAAAAAAUGCCCCUGCAGUUCAUAUAGGGUAUAUGGAUCUGAGCAGAACAAGUUCUACAUAAGAUAUUUCUCGAGUAAAGUCAAUAUUCAAAUUUCAAUGUUCUCCAAGCAUUCGCAGCUAAGAUUAACUGAAAGAAAAAAAAACUAUCUAAGAUAUAGUCCGAUAUAGAACUUAUUCAAAUUUUAGCCAUUUAUGUCUAUAAAAUCUUUAGAAAUUGUUUCUGCCUGGUUUCUUAUAUGAUAAAAGUUCUUUAAAUUAUAGUUUAGUAAUUAGUUUAGUAUUUAGUAUUUUAUGUUAUCUUCCUUUAAAUAAUAGCUUCUUUUUUACUAUCUCAUGUCUUUAAAAAUAUUUGAUUAAAAUCUUGCUGUUUGCCUCUAUAAUACAACUUCUUCAAAUUAAACCCACAAAUUUAGUAUUUAAAAGGUAUUUAUAGUAUUUUGAAAAGGCUUCUUCUGGUGCCUUAUAUAAAACACCUUUGAUUUAGUAUUUAAAGUAUUUGAAAUCUUUUAAAAAGGAUUCUUCCUGUUUUCUCACAUAAUACAACUUCUUCAAUUUGAAACCUUCUAGUUGGUAUUAAAUUCCCAAGUUCCGGUUCCCCAGUUCCCCAACAAACUAUCUACUGCAGGGGUACAAAAUGAAGCAGAAACAAUAAACAAUGAUCUUAACUGAAUGUACAAUUCGAAUGCCACAAUAUCUGACCAAUAUGCAAAUAUAUAUAGUAUAUUUAUGCAUUAAAAAAUAUAAUUUAAAAAAAAAAACGAUUAAUACGAAGUCAUAAACCUAAAUAAUGUGUAUUUUUAAGAUGAUAAAUCGACAAAUUUAAAUAGAAUCCAAAAAACUAAUAAAUACUAUCCAAUGAUAAAGCGCUUUAAAAA
Messenger RNA from Drosophila virilis, 3779 nucleotides. RefSeq lists its product as uncharacterized. Gene Ontology annotation, cellular component: membrane. NCBI's taxonomy places the organism in Eukaryota, Metazoa, Arthropoda, Insecta, Diptera, Drosophilidae. The record is from RefSeq and is a predicted model, not a curated record.